Molecule: messenger RNA, 3846 nt
Organism: Microcebus murinus (gray mouse lemur)
Lineage: Eukaryota; Metazoa; Chordata; Mammalia; Primates; Cheirogaleidae
Source: RefSeq, a predicted model, not a curated record
AUUCCCGCAGCCUCGGCGGAGCGUGGGCGGGGUUCCCAGUCUGCGACAGUCGCUCGCUCCCGCGGGCGAGCGAGGCCGACAGCCACUACACAAGCAAACAGGCCUGGAGCGCACACUUCCAAGAGGCAGCUCAAGGGAGGGCUCCGCGUUACUGAGACCCCGGCUCUGCAUAGAAGACUCAUGGAGCUCGGAGCACACAGGGCUGGCCUCUCCGGGGCUAGCAGGUCCUUCCUGGAUUUUUAGGGCCCUGCCCUAGCCCAGCCACCAUGGCACACGGUUUCGCAGUGGGCUUUGACCCACUGGGUCUGGGAGACCUAAGCUCCGGCUCUCUGAGCUCCCUCUCCUCCCGAGGCCACCUGGGCAGCGACUCCGGCUCCACCGCAACGCGAUACCUGCUAAAGAGGCAGCAACGGCUGCUGAAUGGGCCCCCCCGCGGAAUCCGAGCCUCGUCGCCCAUGGGCCGUGUCAUCCUCAUCAACUCCCCCAUCGAAGCCAACAGCGAUGAAAGUGACAUCAUCCACGCAGUCCGGGUGGAGAAGAGUGCAGCGGGGAGGCUGGGCUUCAGCGUGCGUGGGGGCUCGGAGCACGGCCUGGGCAUCUUUGUCAGCAAAGUGGAGGAGGGGAGCAGCGCAGAGCGGGCUGGCCUGUGCGUGGGGGACAAGAUCACGGAGGUGAACGGGCUGAGCCUGGAGAGCACCACCAUGGGCAGCGCCGUGAAGGUGCUGACAGGCAGCAGCCGCCUGCACAUGAUGGUGCGGCGCAUGGGCCGAGUGCCGGGCAUCAAGUUCUCCAAAGAGAAGACCACGUGGGUGGAUGUGGUGAAUCGGCGGCUGGUGGUGGAGAAGUGCGGCUCCACGCUGUCAGACAAGAGCUCAGAGGACGGCGUGCGGCGCAUUGUCCACCUGUACACAACCUCGGACGACUUCUGCCUGGGCUUCAACAUCCGCGGGGGCAAGGAGUUUGGCCUGGGCAUCUACGUGUCCAAAGUGGACCAUGGUGGGCUGGCUGAGGAGAAUGGCAUCAAGGUGGGGGACCAGGUCCUGGCGGCCAACGGUGUCAGGUUCGAUGACAUCAGCCACAGCCAGGCCGUGGAAGUGCUCAAGGGCCAAACGCACAUCAUGUUGACCAUCAAGGAGACUGGCCGGUACCCUGCCUACAAGGAGAUGGUUUCUGAGUACUGCUGGCUGGACCGACUGAGCAACGGGGUGCUGCAGCAGCUGUCCCCUGCCUCUGAGAGCAGCUCCAGUGUCUCCUCCUGUGCCUCCAGUGCCCCCUACAGCUCAGGUUCCCUGCCCUCCGACCGCAUGGACGUCUGCCUGGGCCCCGAGGAGCCGGGCAGCCACGGCCCAGGCUGGGGCCGGGCGGACACAGCUAUGCAGACGGAGCCUGAUGCGGGGGCCCACGUGGAGACCUGGUGCAGCGUGCGGCCCACAGUCAUCCUCAGGGACACAGCCAUCCGCUCUGAUGGCCCCCCGCCUGCCCGCCGCCUCGAUUCUGCACUCUCUGAGUCACCCAAGACUGCUUUGCUACUGGCCCUUAGCCGACCCCGGCCCCCCAUCACACGCUCCCAGAGCCACCUGACCUUGUGGGAGGAGAAGAAGCAGCGAAAGAAGGAGAAGUCGGGGUCCCCGGGGGAGAAGGGUGCCCUGCAGCGCUCCAAGACGCUGAUGAACCUCUUCUUCAAGGGAGGGCGGCAGGGGCGCCUAGCAGGGGACGGGCGCAGAGAGGCCUGGACGCUGGACAGCGGGAGCCUGGCCAAAGCCCGCCCUCGCCCAGAUGUGGAGAAAGGGGGCGUGGGGCCCGUGCAGAAGUUUGUCACCUGGAGACUGAGACGCGACCGGGAGAGGGGCAGGGCCCUGCUCUCUGCCAGGUCCGGGAGCCCCUCCAGCCAGCUGCCCAGCGUGGAUGAGCGAGUGCAGGCCUGGGAGAGCCGACGGCCCCUCAUUCAGGACCUGGCCCGGCGCCUGCUGACCGACGAUGAGGUGCUGGCCGUCACCCGCCACUGUUCCCGGUAUGUGCACGAGGGUGGCGUGGAGGACCUGGUGAGGCCCCUGCUGGCCAUUCUCGACAGGCCUGAGAAGCUGCUGCUGCUGAGGGACAUCAGGAGUGUGGUGGCCCCCACGGACCUGGGCCGCUUUGACAGCAUGGUGAUGCCUGUGGAGCUGGAGGCUUUCGAGGCCCUCAAGAGCAGGGCAGCCCGGCCUCCUGCUUUGCGACCUGCCCGGCAGGACACACCACCGAAGCGUCACCUCAUCACCCCUGUGCCUGACAGCCGCGGAGGCUUCUACCUGCUGCCCGCAAAUGGCUUCUCGGAGGAGGAUGAUGCCGGGGAGCUGAGGGAGCAGCUGGGAGGCCUCAAGGUCUCCCUGAGUGCCCCUGCCCCCUGCCACUCUCAUAAAGGGAUCCCCCCUCUCCAAGACGUGCCAGUAGAUGCCUUUGCCCCCCGCCGAAGCGCCUGCACACCCCCUCCCCAACCACCCCCCGUGGCUCCCUGGCCCCCACGGCCUAACUGGCUGCUGACAGAGCCCCUGAGCCUAGAGGGCCCCGGGCAGGGCCAGAGCCAGGGCCGGGCUCAGAGCCGCAGCCGCAGCCGGAGUCGAGGCAAGUCCCCUGGACGCAGGCGCUCCCCAUCCCCGGCACCCAUCCCCACCCCCAGCAUGGCCAAUGGGCGCUACCACAAGCCUCGGAAGGCCAGGCCCCCCCUGCCACGACCUCUGGAUGGACAGGCAGCCAAGGUGGGGGGCAGGCAAGGGCCCUCCGAGAAUGGAACUGGCGGGACAGUGGAGGAGGCAGCCAUGCAGGCCCCCAGUGGGGAGUUGAGGACAGUCACUCUGUCCAAGAUGAAGCAGUCCUUAGGCAUCAGCAUUUCCGGGGGCAUUGAGUCCAAGGUGCAGCCCAUGGUGAAGAUAGAGAAGGUCUUCCCUGGUGGGGCCGCCUUCCUCAGUGGGGCCCUGCAGGCUGGCUUCGAGCUUGUGGCAGUGGAUGGAGAGAGCCUGGAGCAGGUGACCCACCAACGAGCAGUAGACACCAUCCGUCGGGCUUAUCGAAACAAGGCUCGGGAGCCCAUGGAGCUUGUGGUCAGGGUCCCCAGGCCCAGCCCACUACCCUCACCCUCUGACUCAUCAGCCCUCCCCGACCAGCGCCUUCCUGCUGACCGUCCCCCUGCCCACCAAGCCCGUGAUGCUACUGAGGAUCCCGUGCCCUGGCACCCAGAACCUCCCAACACCCAGCCCCCUCCCACGGAUACUGGCCUCUUCCAGCCCACUCCCAGCCCAGUCCCCUCUCCAACCCUCCAGACUCCCGAUACCCACCCCACCUCUCCCCACUUACCCCAUGACCCUUCCCACUAACCUCAGACUCCCGCCAACCCUCAGCAUCUCCCUGCUAUCUCUGGGCCUCGCCUGCUGACUUCCUCAGGAUGCAGGAACCUCCCGCUCCUACUUACCCUGCCCGCUCUGAGCUCCACUGGUGGCUCUCACCUCCCCACUUCCUUCCCUCCUCAGCCGUCACUAAGGCUCUGCCUUAAGCUUAGUGUCCAAGGACAAGGUGCUAGCGGGCAGCUUGUGUCACCUAUACUCACUGCUCCCCAACCUCCCCAGAUGGGAAAGGGGCUGAGAAACCCAACGUCUGGGGCCUGGGAUUGGUGGGCACUUUCUCAUGAUGCCCCUUUGAUUUCCCUCAAACAUUGCGGGACGAUGUGGACUCCCAGGGCCCUCAAGGGGUCAAUGCAUAUACUCCCCAUUCUGUGCAAGGGACAGGAUGAAAGGCUAUUCAUUCCCUUGACCCCUGAGAGACCAUUUCAUGUUGGGGUCCACUAGGACCUCACUUUCUAUGAUUUUUCCUUCC